CCUUAUCAGGCUAUAUAUAUCUGGGCAACUUGUUUCACAGAUGCUCAAAGAAACUUGCACAGUUUGAGAAAACAGAAAGGCGAAAAUAAUCAAAAUGAAGAUUCAAAUCACAGCUCUGGUUCUUUUGGUUGCAACACUGGUUGCUUGUGAUGCUGUCCCUUUGGAAGAAGAAACCAGUUCCUCAUCUGGGCCUAUUGAUUCUAUAAGAACAUUUGCACAGGGACUGGUUGAUUCUGCAAAACGUGUUAUUCAAGAUCUGAGUACCAAUCCCACAAUUCAAUCGGGCAGGGAAUGGAUUUCGACUCGUUUAGAACAGGUGCCUCAAUUAAUCCAAGCUAAACGAGAAGAACUAUCUCAGGCAUUUCAGCAGUUUACUGGACAAGAUAGUGAACAAUAAAAGUCCGAUUUCCAUUAAUUGUAUUCUGUGACAUUUAUGUUUUACUCAAAAAAAUAAAAGUCUGAAAAUUC
Molecule: messenger RNA, 468 nt
Organism: Leucoraja erinaceus (little skate)
Lineage: Eukaryota; Metazoa; Chordata; Chondrichthyes; Rajiformes; Rajidae
Exons: 4
Coding region: 95-397 (100 amino acids)
Source: RefSeq, a predicted model, not a curated record